Messenger RNA from Sorex araneus (European shrew), 1428 nucleotides. RefSeq lists its product as uncharacterized. Lineage: Eukaryota; Metazoa; Chordata; Mammalia; Eulipotyphla; Soricidae. The transcript has 2 exons. The coding region runs from base 626 to 979 and encodes 117 amino acids. The record is from RefSeq and is a predicted model, not a curated record.
CUCCGAGCGCUGCGGGGCGUGCAGCCUUGGUGGGAUGGGUAGCCUGGGUCUCUGGGCGCCAGUGGCCUGACCUUGGAGUAUGACAUUUCACUCCCCGUUUGUGUAAACAGAGUAGUCUUGAGUUUCCAAAUGCGGCCUCUGGCGGCAACCCCCCUCACCCCCACCCCACAUCGCUGCUUUACCAGGGUGACCUCCCGCUCCGCGUUUGAGAGGACCUGUGCUCUCGGAGACAGACACCCUGGCAUCUUGAAAACACCAGAGGAAGGAGUACUUACUCCAAGCCCCGGCCACUGAGUACUAUUAAUGGGAGUAUUUAAGACUUUCACGGGGAAGCGGCGGCGUCUCCGGAAUUGCAGGAGCGCAGGUGUGCUCCGGGAUACCUACCUAGAGCUAGCCACGACGCUUCGGCCGGGGCUACACGCUCUGUGCCUCGGUUUGCGAGCUGAACGCACCCGCUGAAGGCGAAAGAGAUUGGGGGUGGGGGGGUGUUCGUUUAAUUCGCAGCGCCAGCUCUCCGCGGGCGACGCCACACGCCUGGGAAAGCGUCCCUUGGAGGGGGAAAACCCGCUUUGAUCCUGGGAGCUGGUUCAAUACUUGAAUCUCAGUGGUCAUAAAGCCAGGCGAGAUGGAGAACUGUUCCCGGGGUCUAGAAAAAGCGCGAUCCCCGAAGCGCUUGGGGCGAGUUCCCCUGGCCAGAGUGUUGGGGGGUGCCCGCAGAUCCCGGCCACGGAUCGGCCCCGCGCCCGCCCCGCGUCCGGGGCUCACAGGCGCCGGGGAAGCGUCUCCCCGCUCGGCUCUUUCUUCUAACGACUUGGCGCCUGUCGGAAGCAGCGCGAGCCAACCUGGGCACCGGCAGGAACCAGAGCCAGACGCGCUGGAGAACAGAAUCACCCCAAGAACGAAUCCUUCCCCCACCUCAGCCAAAUUGAAGAGUCUCUGGCAGGGACUGUCACCUCUGCCGCCUCAAGAGAGCCCCUAGGGCAGGCCCUGGCGCCUGCAAAGCCCAAAGGCUGGCGCCAGGCCUGCAGUGGGUGAUGAAUUGUUGCAUAUGGGGGUUAUGGUGGUGUCAGCAUAGCUUGGAAGGGCCCGCCGUGCCCAAGCCUGCUACUCCCCCCUUUCCUGCUGGCCUCAGGAGCCACCUUAAGCAUAAGGUCAGGAGGGCACUUGCCCCUUUCGGUUCACUAUAGGGUCAGUGCAGGCAUCCAAGCUGCCUCUGGCCUGUCUGCAGGUGGGUCAAAGACAGAAGCCGGGCCUGGAGGUGAUGGUGUUGGGGGCUCUUGGAGACUAAAGCACUGGUGGGAACUUCCGUGCUGGAAAGGUCCAGGGAGCUUCUGUCAGAAGGACAAAAAGGCAGAGUCUGUUGUGGCCACACACCCAAAGGCUGGAGCCAGGAUAGACGGGGAUGGAGGUGAAGAAGGGGAGCAGAGC